UCAUCCUGAAAGAACCCCGACCCCUUGGAAAACUGUCUUCCAUGAAACCAGUCCCUGGUGCCAAAAAGGUUAGGGACCGCUGCUUGGCAACAUCCACUCACUCCCCUGUGGUCUACUUGAUAUAACCCGCACCCCUGUCCUGAUUGGAACAUUACUAGAUAUAUAAACCCACACUGAUGCCAUGGCUCGCUUGUGACAAAGUACCAUAGUAGCUUAAACAACAGAAAUUUAAUUUUUCGCAACUCUGGAGGCUAGGAGUUCAAGAUCAAGGUCUCGUUGUCAGCAAGGCUGGUUUCUUUACAGGCCUGGCUCACGCUCAUCCUCCCUGUGAGUCGUCUGGUUUGGCCCAUGGGCAUUCCACGGGUGACUCCUCCAGCAUCCUGGCCGCUCGCUUGAGCACCCUGCUCUGACCACGUCCUCCUGACCAUCCCGCCAUCUCACGACCCCACUCCUGCUCUGUGGUCAAGAGGAGGCCUCUAAGUCUUUGACCCCUCAUUUUGAACCCACUUCUUGGCUUUAGUGUUCCUUCUUUCCAAGCAUAUGCCCAGUGAUGAUCGUUUCAGCCACUCUCUUACCAAUAUCCUCAGUUUCCUCCCUUUUUGUAUGGCUUUAAAUCACAGAGGAACCCUUCCCCACUCCCUGCAAUCACUUAAGCAAAUGAGAAGUUUAUUUCUUCCAUGUAAAAUACAUCUUAAGAUAGGCUAGUAUGGCAGCUCCAUUUUCUUGGGGACUCAAGCUCCUUCCAGCUUUCUGGUCUACCACCCUAGGGUAGAGCCCUUGUCCUAAUGGACCUGUAUGGCUGCUAGAGCUCCAGCCAUCAAAACCAAGUUUCAGGCAGCAGGAUGGAGAGGGGGAAGGAAUCGAUAAGAUGGCACCACCUCCCCUUUAAGGCUACUUCCUGUAACUCACAUAUGACACUUCCACUUCCAUCUUAGUGGCCAUAAUGGGUCACAUGACCACAGCUAACUGCAAGGAAGGCUGAGCAAUGAAGUCUUUUAGCUGGGGAGGCACAUUCCCAGAUGAAAUGCAGUGUUCUGUUACUGAAGAGAAAAUAUAAACAUUUGGAGGCAACUGACAAUCCCUAACACAGGGAUUAUUUUGUAACAAAGUACCAUAGUGGCUUAAACAACAGAAAUUCAUUUUUUUCACAGUUCUGGAGGCUAUAAGUUCAAGAUCAAGGUUUUAUUAUCAGCAAGGCUGGUUUCUUUCCAGGCCCGUCUCCUUGGCUUGUAGGUGUUGUCUUCUCCCUGUGCCUUUUCAAACGUCCCUCUGUGUAUGUCUGUGUCCUAAUUUCCUUUUCUUCCAAGGACACCAGUCACACUGGAUUAUGGUCCACUCUAAUGACGUCAUUUUAACUUAAUCACCUCUUUAAGAACCCUACCUCCAAGUAAAUUCUAAGUAACUUUCUAAGAUACUGAAGGUUAGGUAUCCAACAUAGGAAUCUGGGAGGGUGGGACACAAUUUAGCCCAUAACACCCUGCCACAUUUCUGAUUCCCAAAACCACCACGAAAUCAAUCAGGCCAUCCACUUUCUCUUUUUUCACUGGAAAAGGCCAGAAAACCUUACAGUUUGGAGGCCAUGACAGUAGUCACAAUGCAAACACAAAGACAGAGAACAUCAAAGAGUGAAAGAGGAGUAGAAACGAGUGGAGGCCGGGACUGUGAAGCAGCCGCGGCCGGUGAAUGCCCUGUGUAAGGGGGUGGCUGCUACUAAGCUCCACCUAAUUGCUGCCUGAUGGAAAUUCAAUCUCUGUGUUGCAGCCCUUCCAGUUUUGUUUUUUUUAUUAAAGGGAUGCCAAACAUUUUAUGUGACUUUCUCAAAUUUUGUAUGUUGGCAACUGGUUCUUUAAAAAAACAAAACAAACAAACAUACAUACAUGCAUUUUCCAGGCCAAAUUUAACACCUCCAGAGGAUGGAUUUAGGCCACAGGCCACCAUUGUGGUCUCCAUUUCCAGUUGAAUCUUGGAAUUCAUUCUACACAUAUUGAGUACUUUCUAAGUCUUGUGCCCCUCUUCUGGAUCCUAAGGACACAGCACUAAAGAAGGGACAUGUUUAUUUGCUUAACAGAUGAAAGUAUAUGGUCACCACAUAUAUGAAUAUAUAUAAUUACAAUGUGGUGAGAGCUAUGAAUGAUGUGAAUGGGACAUUGUGAUUAGGUUAGAGUUGUGGUGAUGGAAAGCCAUUAAGGAGGCGACAUUUGAGGUGUAAGACAGGAGGAUGAUUAGGAAUAGGAAGAAAGAUGUGCUAGAAACAGAAGCCAGCAUGUGCAAAGGCCCUGAGGUGCCAGGGAAUGUGGUCCUUUUCAUAUUAAGGGAAACAAAAGGUGAACAGUAAGGAUGAAACAGAGGGAGGAGAAGUACACCUGAUCACAUAGGACCUAAUACGCCUUAGCGAGGAAUUUCACUUUUGUUCUACCUAAUUCCCCCAACAAGAUAAAGGCAGAUGAUGCAGAAGAGGGUUUCCAUCCUGGAGAGACUCAGGAGGCAGAAGAGACUUGGGGACUUCUCAGUCUUCACAGUAGACAGAGUGGGAGGAGAUGAAGAGAACAGAGUACGUGGCAAUAGGAGAGACACAGGGUCCUUUGAGGUUGCCUUCCCUGAUGCCGCAGAGAAAAUUAGGAAGGUCAUUAUGCAGCUUAAGGAAGCUCAGGCCUGCAUCCCUCCCUGCGGACUCCAGGAGGUCUCCAGGCGUUUCCGCUGCCGCGGGUGCUACUCUUCGGUCUGCGACCUCCCGCUGGACUGCCCAGUUCAGGAUGUGACGGUGGCUCGGGGUGACCAGGCUAUGUUCUCUUGCGUCGUGAACUUCCAGCUGCCAGAGAAGGAGAUCACCUAUUCCUGGAAGUUCGCAGGAGGAGGUCUCCGGACUCAGGACGUGUCCUACUUCCGGGAGAUGCCGCGGGCCCGCGGAUACCUGGCGCGCAUCCGGCCGGCGCAGCCCCGCCACCGCGGCACCUUCUCCUGCGCGAUCCUGCACGACCAGCGCCCCCUGGCGCGCCUCUACUUCUUCCUCAACGUGACGGGCCCGCCCCCGCGCGGGGAGACCGAGCUCCAGCUCCAGUUCCGGGAGGUGCUGCGCUGGGCCGGGCGCGAUGAGGACGCGGGCGCGGGCGAGGCCUGGAGGCCGAGCUGGGGCGAGCUGCUGGCCAGCCCCGAGGCUCUGACGCCCGGCAACCUGCUCCUGCUCGCGGCUGUGGCGGCUCUCGCGUCGGCGUCUGCGACCCUGUGGGCCUGGUGGUUCCUAUUAACUCAGGAAGGAGGAGGUGCAGCAUACUCCUGACAUGCCCAGGUGAAUGUCACCCUCAUAAUGACAGUAAUAGGCACUGCUGUCACAGUGCCCGGCUCUGUUAGGUGGAAGCCCAGACCCCUUUUCAGACUUUUGACAGUCUCCUUGACAUUUCCACUUCCAGAAGACAUCCCCAAAUAGAGUCCUCGGUGUUGUCCUCAAAGUUCUCUCCAAGACUUACUUCCUACCAGAAAGAGUACCACCAUCUACCUAGCAGUUCAAACCAGAAACCUAUUUAUUUUCUCCUCCAUUUGCAAUUCAUUUGCAUUUCCAGAUUUCAGCCUUUUUAAUUCCUAAAUGUCUGGGUCUCUGGCGCAGCCUCUCUACCAGCCUCCUUGCUCUACUGAAGCCCAUUCUGCACACCGCAGCAGGAGUAAUAUGUUAAAGUGUGUCAGAUCAGGUCACUCCUCUGCUCAGAAUCCUUCAGUGGCUCUCUACUGCCGUUGGAACAAAAUUCAACUCCUUGUCAAAGCUUCCACAGCUCCUAGAUUCUGGCCCUUGCUGACCUCACAGGCCUUGUCCCCUCCCACUCUCCCCUUUGAUCUUUCUACCCUGCAGUUUCGCUGGCCUUUCCUCCUUCCUUAUACUCAUUAUGAUUUGUCUCACCCUUUCCAGGAUCUUGGUACAUGCUGUUUCUGGCCUAGAAUUAAUUAAUUAAUUAUUUAUUUAUUUAUUUAUUUUUGUCUAGUUAACUCAAUUAUGAUUUUCCCAGAGUGGCUGUUACAUGUAUUAACCCAGUUUAUCCCUGCAACAGCUCUAUAAGGCGGCACUGUACUUGCUGACUCCACCUCACCUCAUCCCCUUUGCUACUGUCCAGCCCCAGUGGCCUCCUGCUUUGGUCCUUUGAACAUGCAAAGAUCAGCCCCAUUUUCAGGCCUUUGCAUGUGCUGUGCUUCAUACUUAAAAAACCUUUCCUCUAAACAUCAUGAACCCACCUCCCUCUCAUUGCAGAUUCCAGCUCUGGUGUCACCUCUGACUGCCCCCCCCCCCGUGACUAUUUGACAUCCCCUGAUUUUAGCUUGUGCCUAAGACUCAACGGGACCUAAUAUUAACUCAUUUUUUAAUUGGUUUUUAUUUUCCCUACCUAAAAAGGAAGCUCCUUCUGAGCAUGUAUUCAUUCUUGUUCACUGAUAAUAUUCCCUUUUAUGGAUUCAUUCAUUCAGCGAUUAUUUAUUGAGCGCUUACUAUAUGUCACGUAGAGACAGCAAUGAAGAAAUAAGAGACAAAAAAUCCAUACAAUAUUGUCAUGGAGCUUAGAUUAUAGCGGACAGUUAAGGAAAACUAUACACUCACCACUUCUGACACAAAUGUGUGGAUGUUUUUCCUCUGUACCAACCAAUUCUCCAUCUCUCUGGAUACCAGUUGAAUGUGCCAUCAUUUAAUUUCAUUUCUGAAAUCAACCACCCAGAGUUAGUGUGAAAUUCCACAGGUUUUAAGUGCUUAGGCCCACAAGACUGCCUUGAUUUCAGGUGUGAGUUGCAAGUCGAGGUUCCCACAACCUGCACCGAGCCCCCCUAGCUCAAUCAUUUGCUGGAACAGCUCACAUAACUCGGGGAAACGUUUACUUAACAUUUACAGAUUUAUUAUAAGAGACAUCAUAAAGGAAACAGAUUAAUAGCCAAAUGAAGAGGUAAAUAGGGAGAGGUCUGUAAGGUCCCACUUGCAGGGGUUUCUGUAGAGUUAGGGUGCUUCACCCUGCGGGCACGUGGAUACCUUCACCAACCUGGAAGAGUGCUCUGAACCCCAUAGUUCAGGGAGUUUUAUGGAGGCUUCCUCAUGUGGGCCUGACUGUUAAUAAUUAUUGACUCCAUCUCUAGCCUGUCUCUCCUCCCUGAGGGCGUAGGGCACAAAGUUCCUCCAAGCAAGAGCCCACCAAGAGUCAUGUUCAGACUAGAACAAAAGACAAAAGACAUGCCUAUCACCCAGGAAAUGCCAAGGGAUUUAGGAACCCUGUUUAAGACACUUCUGUCACUCACAUCACUCAGAAAAUUCUAAGAGUUUUAGAAGCUCUAUGUCCGGAACCGGGGGCAAACUCCAAAUAAGCUUCUUAUGUCACAGAAAAUAAGCAGGAAAAUGAAGUAAAAUGUGUAUCGAGUCAUGUGAUAAUAUGUGUGAUGGAGAAGAUAAAGCAGAAAGAUGGAACGGGGGAGAGGAGACAGCAAUGAGAUCCUUGGAGAAGACCUCACUUCGAAGGUGACAUUUGAAUAAAGACUUAAAGGGGGAUGAGGAUGUGAGCCAUAUGCACAUUUGUGUUAAGAGUGUUCCAGGCCAAAAAAAAAAAAAAAUUAAAUCAAAGGCCCUGAUGCAGGAGUGCUAGGCAUGUGGGAGGCACAGCCAGGAGGCCCAUGUAGCUGGAGCAAGGCCUAGGAAGUGCGUGCACAGUGACAGAGUCGAGGGUAACCACAACAGCACUGUGCAGUAGAACCCCCUCCCCUAAUGGAGAUGUUCUAGGUCUACAUUGUGCAGGAUGACAGCACCAGCCACAUGUGGUGAUGAAGGAUGUGAAAGGUGCCCAGUGCAACUGAGGAGCUGAAUUUAUCAUGUUGGGUGGCUUUAGUUAGUUUAAACUUAAAUAGCCCCUGCUCCAUGACAGCAAAAGUCACAGAGGCAUGUGUCUGGGUUUUCUCACCUGUAGAUCACUCUCUUUGUGUUUGCUUGACUAAGAGCUCCUUGAAAGCAGGAGCGGGCUCUUCAUUGUGUCUAUACUUGCAAACCUGGCAGUGUGUAUGAAAUUCAGUAGGUACUUGGUAAAUGUUUUUGUGAAUUGAAUCAACGAAUGAAUGAAUGGUUCCGUGUGGUAGUGGCUACUGUGUGGACAGUACAGCUCUAGCAUUUUUGGCCUGAACAGCUAGGAGGAUGCAAUUCUGUUGAGCAAGAUAGGGACACUGUCAAAGGAGCAGAUUUUGUGGGGAUUAGCAGGAAGGAAGGGGAGGAGAGAUGAGGAGUUGGGUCUGAGAUGCCUGUUAGAUCUCCAAGUGGAAAUGUCUUGGAGGCACUUGGAUAUACACGUCUGGAAUUUAGGGGUGAGGUCUGGUCUGAAGAUAAGUUUGGGAGACUCAUCUCCAUGUCUGGAACGUGAAUGAGACAUCCAUAACACUGGAUGAGCCAUAACACUGAAUGCUUGAGGGAAAGGGGUGUGGAUGGAUAAGAGGUUUCUCCAAUGUCAAGUAGCUACAUGAAGAGGAUCUAUGAAAGAAAACUGAGGAUAGAGGAAAGCAGCAUAGCCAUGGCAUUCUGAAGGCCAAGUGAAGAAGGCAUUUCAAGAAGUGAUUAACUGUGUCAGGUGCUGCCAAAUCAUGAAACAGGGAGCCUGAGAAUUGGCCAUUGGUUUUACCAGUGUGGAUAUCAUUGGUGAACUUGACAACAGCAGUUUCCAUGGGAGGACAACCAUCUGAUUGACAUGAAUUUAAGAGUCAAUGGGAGUCAACAUCAGUCAUUAGGGAAAUGCCAGUCAAAACCAUAAUGAGAUACCAUUCCACACCCACUAGGAUGGUUGUAAUCAAAAAGUCAAGUAAUAACAAAUGUAUCAAGGGUAUAGAGGAAUUAGAGCCCGCAUACAUUGCUGGGGAAUGUAAAAUGGUGCAGCCCUGUGGAAAACUGACAGUUCCUCAUAAAAUUAAACAUAAAAUUACUGUAGGACCCAGCAGUUUCAUUCCCAGGUAUAUACCUAAGAGAAUUAAAAACCUACGUCCACACAAAAAAACUGGUACAUGAAUGUUCAUAGUAGCAUCAUUCAUAACAGCCCCAAAGUGGAAGCAUCCUAAAUGUCAGCUGAUAAAUGGAUAACAAAAUGUGAUAUAUCCAUGCUAUGGAAUAUUACUUGACAAUAAAAAGGAAUGAAUCCAUGAUACCUGCAAGAACAGGAAUGAACCUUGAAAACAUGAUGCUAAAUGGAAGAAGUCAGUCACAAAAGAGCACAUACUGCAUGAUUUCAUUUCUGUGUACCAUCCAUAAUAAGGUGAAGCUAUAGAGACAAAGCAGAUCAGUGGCUGCCUAGGUCUUGGGGGGACAACAAAAUGAGGAAUUAAGAGUGACUGCCAACGGGUAUGGGGUUCCUUUUUGGGGAUGAUGAAAAUGUUUCAAAGUCAGAUUAUGCUUAAGUCUGCACAAAACUAUAAACUUACUGAAAACCA
Microcebus murinus (gray mouse lemur) is the source of this 7416-nucleotide messenger RNA. Lineage: Eukaryota; Metazoa; Chordata; Mammalia; Primates; Cheirogaleidae. The record is from RefSeq and is a predicted model, not a curated record.